This is a messenger RNA of Siniperca chuatsi (mandarin fish), 6995 nucleotides long. RefSeq lists its product as uncharacterized. Lineage: Eukaryota; Metazoa; Chordata; Actinopteri; Centrarchiformes; Sinipercidae. The record is from RefSeq and is a predicted model, not a curated record. Gene Ontology annotation, molecular function: GTPase activity; GTP binding. Gene Ontology annotation, biological process: vesicle-mediated transport. Bases 586 to 1290 code for a protein of 234 amino acids. The transcript is spliced from 3 exons. Gene Ontology annotation, cellular component: Golgi apparatus; vesicle; trans-Golgi network.
UCUCACCGCAGUUUCUGAUCUGGGGACCUGGCAGCGGACCAGACAGCAGAAGGAGAUGUGCACACAAACCGCAGGCUAAACAGAUAACAGCACUAAAGUUGUUUUCUUUCCCUUCUUUGACUUGGCCACGACAGCGUUUUACAUGCAGCAAGUUCUUCUUCUUACUGCUGUAAACUUUAAAGUUUUGCGCGGAGCACAUGCUGCGUUAACGAUGAUAAGGAAACCUGAACUACAGUAUUAGGCGACAUGGCCGGCGGUUCCUGUGCGGGCUCGCUUUGUAUCUGCAGGACUCAAUAGUGAGUUUAUAGCGACUUUUACUGUUUUUUAAUACUGAGAGUCAAACAUUUAAAUAACAUUUAUAUAGCCUAGCUCUUAUAAUAUUACUAAUGGGGUUCAUAGUGCCUAUUUAAGUGUCAGAUAUUACAAGUAGUACUCGGUGUUUCAGCUGUCUGCCUCCAUGCAUGACUUCAGACCGACUGUCUCUGGCCAAACCCUCCGCAUUUUGCAACCCUUCUUCAUGCGGAACCCAUAAUUGGAGACCUCACUCUGCCGUCCAUUUAACGCGCGCUCUCCACCGGAGCAGAAAUGAUGCAGCAGCACGAGCGCCUGCUCAAAGUUCUGGUCAUCGGCGACCUUGGAGUCGGUAAAACGUCCAUCAUAAAGCGCUACGUGCACCAGGUCUUCUCCCAGCAUUACCGCGCCACCAUCGGAGUGGACUUCGCCCUCAAAGUGCUCAACUGGGAUCAUAAGACGGUGGUGCGGCUGCAGCUGUGGGACAUCGCCGGGCAGGAACGCUAUGGCAACAUGACCCGUGUGUACUACAGAGAGGCAGUAGGGGCCCUCGUCGUUUUCGACAUGACUAGACUGUCCACAUUUCAGGCCGUCCUCAAGUGGAAAGGAGACCUGGAUUCAAAGGUCGCCCUUAGCAACGGGAGGACAGUUCCAGCCGUUUUGUUGGCCAACAAGUGUGACCAACGGCGUCAGGGUUUGUGCCCCAAGCUGCCAAAACUGGAGAACUUCACCAGAGAGUACGGAUUCGUUGGCUGGUAUGAAACCUCUGCCAAGGUAAGACGUGACUGUCUUUGUCUUUGUUUGUGUGUGUGUCUUCAAAUCACUCUCCUCAUGGGAGGCAAAUAUGGUUUUAAACUGAUCUGUUUCUGUCUCUCUCGCUGGAACUCUCGCUCCGGUCUUUGUCUUUACUCUGCAUGUUUCCCACACCUUAAACAUAAAAUUCAAGGACUUUCCAGGCCCAAUUCCCUCAAAUUCAAUUCAAAUAGUUUGAGACACUAAUCAAGGUUAAUUACUGUUACAACACUGAGAAUUUUUAUAAUGAGAACUAGCAGGCUUUACAGAAGCUCACAGACAAUUAAAAAGAGAGAGGCUUGAAUAUGGGAACACUUCUCAAUUGUGCUGUGUUACAGUCAUACAUAAAUUCAAGCACUUUCAGUGACCCAUAUCUAUUUAUGUCUAUUUUCACAAACUUUCAAGGCCUUGAUUUUCCCCCCACAAAAUUUCAAGGUUUUUAAGGACCAGUGGGAACCCUGUCUCUGUAAACAAAUGUCACUGCAUAUUUUGUCAAUGUUUCGCUUAUUCUUCUGUCUCACACACACCUCCACUUCAAUUAGGUCCUCUUUUCUGUCUACGUUUACCCUAAUAUCUCUCUCGUUCUCUCUUUCUCUCUUAUUUUCAUGUCUGCCUCUGUCAGUGUCUGUUUAUCUGCUUUUAAAGCUGCACUAGUCAAUACUUUCAUGUAAAAAAAAAAAAACACUUCUCACCUGCCAACGUCAUGAAAUUUGUCUGGUAAGGUCACUAGCAGCAAGUCUUUUCUACACACAGGAAGUAGCUCAUUCACACUUUAAAGCCAAUUAAAUUAAAGCCAAAAUUUCCCCUAAACUUCAGAUAAGCUGCCAACAUGCAGUAACACGUUUAUCUGCUGCAGCUAAAAUUAGAAACAAUAAACUGCAGAGAAGAGAAGAUAAAUUUGAUUUGUGGACAAGGAACUUAUUGUGAUACAUCUGUUCUAUUUUGUUGAUUAGAUUUCAUGUAUCUACUUAUUCAAUUGAUCUCUAUUUGAAGGUGCAAGUUAGAAGCACAGCUUUUUAUAGCACUCAAUGAAGAACCUUUAUAGCCUUAAUCUCUUGUCUCUGCCUUCAUGUCCCUUUUUUUAACCUUUCUUCACAGAAAGAACUUCCUUCACAGUGAAGACAUGAAAGAGAUUAACCUGAACACAUCUUGAAGUAAUGAUCCAUGUCACCUGACCCCGCUCGUCAAUCUUCGUACUUGUGGAAUAUGUACAGUAACUGGGUGGAGAUAAUAGUUUCAAUCUGUGAUAAAGGAAAUAAUGUUUAAAGGACCAGUGUGUAGGAUUUAGUGGCAUCUAGCAGUGAAAUUGCAACCAUUUAAACACCACUCGCCUCACCCUCCCCUUCCAAGCAUGUAGGAGAAACUACUGUGGCCACGAAACGCGCAGAAAAACACGAAAGACCCUAGCUAGAGCCAGUGUUUGGUUUAUCUGUUCUGGGCUACUGUAGAAACAUAGCGGUUCAACGCUUCUGUGGAAGAGAACCCGCUCCCUCUGUAGAUAUAAAGGGCUUAUUAUAAGGUAAUUAAAACACAACAAUUCUUAUUUUCAGGUGAUUAUACACUAUGAAAACAUACUUAUGAAUAUUAUCAUCAUAUUCUGCAUACAGAGCCCCUUAAACUGCUCCUUUAAUUUAACUGAACUGAACAGAUUUGAAUUUGUAACGGGUAAUGCAUUUGACUUUGUUGUUGUGGUUGCCGUCAAAAAGAAUAUCUGAUGAAUUUAAGGAAUUAUUUAAAGCUGCACCAAUUUAUAUUUUCAUGUUAACAAUGGAAAAAGGAUCCCGAGGCGUUCCCAAGUGUGUUCUUGGUCUACCUCGAGGGCUCCUACUAGUUGGACGUGCCUGGGAAAACUUCCAAAGGAUGGUGCCCAGGACACAUCCUGAUCAGAUGCCCGAACCACCUCAACUGGCUCCUUUCGACGCAAAAGGAGUAGCGGCUCUGCUCUGACCGCCCUCCGGAUGUCUGGGCUCCUUACCCUAUCUCUAAGAUUGAGCCCAACCACCAUAUGGAGAAAACUCAUUUCAGCCGCUUAUAUCCACAAUCUCAUGCUUUCGGUCACUACCCAAAGCUCAUGACCAUAAGUGAGGGUUGGAACAGAGACCGACUGGUAAAUCAAAAGCUUUGCCUUCUGGCUCAGCUCCUUUUUCACCACAACAGCCUGGUACAACGCCUGCAUUACUGCUGACGCCACACCAAUCCGCCUGUCGAGCUCACGCUCCAUUUUACCCUCACUCAUGAACAAGACCCCAAGAUACUUGAACUCCUUCACUUGUGGCUGCAAGUCUCUCCCAACCUGGAGGGAAUAAUUCACAGUUUUUUCAGCAGAGAACCAUGGCCUCAGACUUGGAGGUGCUGGCUCAUCUGACCGCUUCACGCUCCACUGCAAAACAGCCCCAGUGCAUGCUGGAGGUCUCAGUCUGAUGAAGACAACAGAACCACAUCAUCUGCAAAUAACAGAAGCAAUGCUAAGGUUCCCAUGUAAAUAGCAUUUUCAAAUUUAGCUAGCUUAGUGUGGACAUGGUCUGUGUCUGUUGUUACAGCUCUCUCCUCCCUUGUUUCUCUCUGUCUUCCUCCAUUGUCCUUCUCUAACCCUUCUCCUCUGUCCUGUCUCUCCAGGAUAACACCAACAUUGAUGCUGCCAUCACAUGCUUGGUGAAGAACAUAAUGUCUGUGGAGGAGGAGAGAGCCUUGAGUGACGCCACAGCCACCGCCACCAAAACCGAACCGGAAGGUAACGUUCUGGUUCUGCCUCGCUUCGACUACAGCACAAAGAAGAAGGGACUCGGUGGAUGUUCAGGAUGCCCGUCGUUUAAACCUAGAGACGGAGAAAACGACUGAAGGAGGGAUGGAUGGAUGGGUCUGAACCAAGACACUGGAAGAAGACAGAGAGGAGGGAGGAGAUUACUUUGUUGAAUGAUUUAUAUGUUGUAACUUAACGAUGCUUCCCCUUCCUCCCUCUCUUUGUCCUCACAAAUGCAUUUCUUCAGAGAUUUUAGAGGAAACUGUUUAACAGUUUGGGAUUUUUCUGAAAAAUCCAUAACAAAAUAAUUUAAUUAUUGUAUUUAUAUAACAGCACUUGACUCAAAAAUGAGUUCCGUUAUUACAAAAGUCUGUUAUUUUGGAAAAAGUGAUACUAAAAUGGAUUUGAAAGAAAAUGUGAUUUGAAAAUGUGAAUUGCGAAAAUGAUUUUGGUGCCCUGAACACAACUGUGUUAGUUUACUAGAAAACUCCACAGGGUGUCUUUUAAAAUGGUGAUGUUAGUCCACCCUGUCUUGGUUUUAUAUGCUUUGUCUUCAUCUAUAGUCCUCAGUGGUGUGUUCUCACUAAACUGUACUUUGAAAUCACCUGUCAAACAUUCAGUGUGAGCUUAUUAGUUUUUACCCACACUAACAGCGUGGCUCUAGGGAUAGACAUGUCUGUCUGUCAGUCAAUCCAACAAUUCUGGACAGAUUGCCAUGAAAUUUUGUACAGAUAUUCAUAGUGCCCAGAUAGCCUGUACUGACUUUUCCAUAACUUUUCAUCAAGUGCCAUCAUCAGGGUUUAUGACCUGCAAAAAGAUGGCAUUCCCAUCAGCCUCAGCAGUACUUUAUGUUUAGUGCUAAUUAGCAAAUGUUAGUAUGCUAACACGCUAAACCAAGAUGGUGAACAUGGUAAAAGUUAUACCUUCCUCCCUCCCUUUGUCCUCACAAAUGCAUUUCUUCAGAGUUUUUAGAUGAAACUGAAACAGUUUAGGAUUUUUCCAAAAAAUCCAAAACAAAAUAAUUUAAUUAUUGUAUUUUUAUAACAGCACUUGACUCAAAAAUGAGUUCCGUUAUUACAAAAGUCUGUUAUUUUGGAAAAAGUUAUACUAAAAUGGAUUUGAAAGAAAAUGUGACUCCUGAAAACCGAAGGCAACGUGACAGAUACAUUUUAAGAGAAGUUCUUGUUAUAUAAUGAUACUUGUGAAUAACAGAUCACAUCUUCUCUAUCUCUUGUCCAAACAUUUCGAAGGUCUUUUAUUGGCUUUGAUGCUUUUGUUGUACAAAACAGACAAAUUAUAUGUCUAGUAUUUUGUCUAUAAAUUAAAUGCUAAUUACUUUAUAUAUUUAGCAGCAGUUAUCAUGGUACAGUACUAUGUAAGCAGCUACUUUAGUGAUUCUUGAUUUAUUGAUAUAUAAGGUAAAUUAAAAGAGUGGUUUGUUUUGUAUCUUGAGUGUAAGUGAACAGUAUUUUAACUGUCACAACAUGGUCUGACGAGUUUCACACCCACAUAAGGCAAAAGUGUUGAGUUUGUCAAAGUAGGGCUAACAAACGCUGUUCAAGGCAUCACUUUAAUGUUUCUGUUUAAAGGUGAUAAUGACUUGCUGUGACAAACAAGAAUGCAGUUUUGUAUUUUUAAACAUGUGCGUGUGUGUUAUCUGUGGUGGAAGUCAGUAUUUAUCUCCAUUCUCUUUCCGUUUCUCUUCUGUCUCACUGAUUUUAUUUUAUGUUCAUUACUGUUAAUGUCUGUUGCUGGUGUCAUUAAAAAAUGCAAAAUAGUCAUUUGCAUAAUGUUUACACUUCAGUUUCUGUUCAGUUACAGAUAUUCAGCUAAGGACUUACAGGCACCCUUUGGAGUUUUUAAUCACUGGUGGCGCAGUGGAGCAAUGUUUUAAUGAGCUAGUCCCCAUUUUGUUUGCAUCUCAAGCUCUACAAGCAUGUGCACAAGGAGGCAUAUGUACACACACACAAGCACAAAGGUGAUGCAAUGCACAUUCCUGCUGACUGCAGAGGGCGGCAAUAAAAAUGUGUUGUGCGUGCAAGCCACGCUAUUCCACUGUUAGAUAGUUGGCAGUAAUGCACCAAGAAACAUUGCAAUGUGCCAGUGAACGGCAGGACGGAAGAAGACUGCUAGCCGAUGUAAACCUAGCUGGUUUUAAAAUAUUCAAAUAAUUGGAUUUGAAAAUGUUUUAUGAGAAAUAAAAUGCAUUUUUGUCAGGCCUCAAGGAUACUCACAAUGAAUUUUGGUGCCUUGAACACAACUGUGUUAGUUUACAACAAAACUCCACAGAGUACCUUUUAAAAUGGUGAUGUUAGUCCACCCUGUCUUCGGUUUUUAUGCUUUAUCUCCAUCUAUAGUCCUCAGUGGUAUGUUCUCACUAAACUGUACCAUGAGAUCACAUUCAGUGUGAGCUUCUUAGUUUUUACCCGCACUAGCAGCGUGGCUCUAGGGAUGGAAAUGUCAGUCUGUCGGUCAAUCUACCACUUUGGUCCAGACUGAAACAUCUCAACUAAUAUUGGACAGAUUGCCAUGAAAUUUUGUUUAGAUAUGCAUAGUGCCCAGAUAGCCUGUACUGACUUUGGUAUAACUUUUCCAUAACUUUUCAUCUAGUGCCAUCGUCAGGGCAAAACUAUGACAUUCCCAUCAGCCUCAGCCGUACUUCAUGUUUACUCAUACUUAGCAAAUGUUAGUAUGCUAACACGCUCAAUAUCUUCAUGUUAGCAUGGUCAUUGUGAGCAUGUUAGUAUCAGAUUCUGCAAAUAGUACACAUCUCUCUUUUCAUUUCUGCAACAUUUUUCUGGGUAUUGUAUAGACAAUCUUUAUUUUUUAAAUGAUCAAAACCUUGAAUCAGUUUUCACACACAGUUGUCAUCAAGUGAAAUAUCAUUGUACAUGUCUAGUAUUUACUCAUUCUGUCUUUGUUUACUCACCUCACUCACCUCUCGCUGUUAAACAGCAACAACAGGUAGAAUGAGUUAAUUUUCUUCCAUCCUCAUUUUCACUGCUUUCAUUAUAUUUUGCUUUUAUCUGUAUAUAUAUUUCUUUGCUGUUGUUCUCAUCUUUUUCUUUCCACUGUUAUCUUUGUAUGUAUUGACUGUCUUAUCUGGAUUUGCAAAGUGUCCUUGGGAUACUUGAAAGGCACAUAUAAAUAAAAUGUAUUAUUAUUAAUAUUA